Pistacia vera is the source of this 1132-nucleotide messenger RNA. Its product is annotated as AT-hook motif nuclear-localized protein 16. The transcript has a single exon. The coding region runs from base 181 to 978 and encodes 265 amino acids. NCBI's taxonomy places the organism in Eukaryota, Viridiplantae, Streptophyta, Magnoliopsida, Sapindales, Anacardiaceae. Gene Ontology annotation, molecular function: DNA-binding transcription factor activity; minor groove of adenine-thymine-rich DNA binding. Gene Ontology annotation, cellular component: nucleus. Gene Ontology annotation, biological process: vegetative to reproductive phase transition of meristem. The record is from RefSeq and is a predicted model, not a curated record.
AAUACGUUAAACUACUGUUAAUUGAAAGGUUGGUCUCACUUAACCAUCUCCUAAUUCUCAAUCAUUCUUUUUGGUUCACACAAUAAAUUUAUUGGCACAAAUGCACUACUUAAACUCCCACACCGAGCACAGUUUCUAUGAAUUUCAUGUCUUUUUGAGCAAACAAGUGCACCUACAAGAAUGGUGGGCGGCCCAGAUUUAUCUGUACCUUCAGUCGUGACCAAAACUGCCAUUGAUACAAACCAAGAAACAGACAAGGGCAGUCACCAGAGAGCAGGAAGCAUUGAUGCGAUGCUAAUGCCUCCUAGAAUAGCCAAGGCAGUGUCUCCAGUUUCUGCAGCUGAUGGGGAGACUACCAGGCGGCCACGUGGUAGGCCAGCUGGCUCAAAAAACAAGCCAAAGCCACCGAUUAUCGUCACCAGAGACAGUGCCAAUGCCCUUCGAGCACAUGCAAUGGAGGUGAGCUCAGGUUGUGAUGUUAGUGAGAGUUUGGCUAACUUUGCAAGAAGGAAGCAACGUGGCAUUUGCAUACUAAGUGGGACCGGUUGUGUAACAAAUGUUACACUCCGACAACCAGCUUCGGCCGGGGCCAUUGUUACCCUUCAUGGGCGGUUUGAGAUAUUAUCAUUGCUGGGAUCAAUCCUUCCCCCACCAGCCCCACCAGGAAUCACGGGGCUAACAAUUUACUUAGCAGGGGCUCAGGGACAGGUUGUGGGUGGGGUUGUGGUUGGUUCAUUAAUUGCUUCAGGCCCUGUGGUGGUCAUGGCUGCUUCUUUCAUGAAUGCUACUUUUGAUCGUCUUCCAUUAGAUGAUGAUGAAGUUGCUGCAGCCAUGCAAAAUCAGCAUUACCAAAAUGGUCGUCAUCACCACUUGGAUAUUUCCGAUUUGUAUGGGAUGCCACAGAACUUGCUUACAAAUGGUACUAUGCCUCCUGAGAUUUAUUCUUGGGCACCUGGGCGAACCAUGUCAAAAACCUAGAUUGGUUAGCAGCAAUGCAUGAACUGCAUUCUCAUAUCCUCCAAAUCUGGUGUCAUCUCAUCACUACUGUUAAGCUUCUGUCAAGCAUUGCUUAUUAUUAUUUUUAAUUGCUUCGAUUAAGUAACCAGAUUAUGUACAAUUCCAUAAACAUUUG